Topomyia yanbarensis is the source of this 609-nucleotide messenger RNA. Its product is annotated as DEAD-box helicase Dbp80-like. Lineage: Eukaryota; Metazoa; Arthropoda; Insecta; Diptera; Culicidae. The coding region runs from base 1 to 609 and encodes 202 amino acids. The transcript has 4 exons. The record is from RefSeq and is a predicted model, not a curated record.
AUGGCAAAGUUUUGUCCGGAAAUCAAACUUCCUUACGCCGUUCGCGGUGAGGAGACCGUCAAAGGGGCGAAGCUGACUAAUCAUAUCAUCGGAACACCCGGCAAGCUAAUUGACUGGGGUAUAAAGCGGGCGUUAUGGUCGGUGUUCUUCUUGGCCACGUACGAGCGCGAGGUGAUGGAGUUUGCCGAGUACAUCGUACCCAAUCCGAUCGUCAUUCGGCAGGCGCGGCAGCAAGAAUCACUCGAUAACAUCAAACAGUACUACGUCAAGUUCCGCAACCAGGACGAGAAAUUGUGUGAUUACCGUCGGACAAGCGAUCAUUUUCUGUCAUAUGAUGUACGCAAAACGACCGGUUGGUUGACCGGCAGGAUGUCCCAGGAUGGUCACUGGGUAGCGGUACUGUCCGGUGAUCUAACGGUGGAGCAACGGUUGGAACGAACGUUUUGUCCAGGGAAAACAAAGAAGGAAAUCUUUGAACCGACCAGAGCACUGAUUGCGAAAGUGUACGGUUUGCUACCCUACAACAGUGACGAGCGGAAGCUGGAGGUGCAAAUCAAGGAACGGCUGGCUCUGACAAACAAAUCUGGAAAAUCGGCAUGGCCACUCUAG